This is a messenger RNA of Gossypium raimondii (Peruvian cotton), 522 nucleotides long. RefSeq names its product small polypeptide DEVIL 16. Gene Ontology annotation, biological process: negative regulation of cell population proliferation. The record is from RefSeq and is a predicted model, not a curated record. NCBI's taxonomy places the organism in Eukaryota, Viridiplantae, Streptophyta, Magnoliopsida, Malvales, Malvaceae. The coding region runs from base 148 to 321 and encodes 57 amino acids. The transcript has a single exon.
UCCCUUUCAUGUAUAAAUAUAACUCUAAACUUCAUUCAACAUAUCUACCCUUUCAUAUAUAUAUAUAUAUUUACUGCUUCUAUUUUUAGUACUAGUAGUCGCAGUGACAUAACAACAGUAGAGCACUGCUGAAGCUUACUCAUUCAAAUGGCAGGCAAAGAAAAGGACACAAGAUUUAUUAAUAACAAGCAGGCCUGUGAGCCUUGCAGAUCAUUUGGUCAAAAAUGCAGUCAUUUGGUUAAGAAGCAGCGAGCCAAAUUCUACAUCCUCCGACGUUGCAUUGCUAUGCUUGUUUGCGGCCGUGAGCGUGGCGACCCUUAGGAGAACCCCCCUCCCCACCAACGGCCACCUUAAUUGCUUUCAUCCCUCUCCCAGUUGUAUAGUAGUUAAGAAAGUACUUUUCAUUUGAUAUAUAUAUGUUAUAUAGUAGUAUUAUUUUUAGCUAUUACUGCUAAUUUCAAGUAUAAGAAAAUUUAAUAAAAUUCUAGAUCUGUUUAGGUUUAUAUUAUUGCUUUCCUCUUA